UUCAGUGGACAUAAGAACAUUGUGCACGAAGGGUUAAAUUAUAUGUGCAGCUUGUCGUUGCUAAUAUUUAAAAUUGAUUAUCUCUGUUCGUUAUUUGAAAAAAAUCUCAUUCGAUUAAUAAGUUUUUCUACGUAAACAUUUAGAGAGAAGUAAAAUAAAGUAAUUUUCUGAAAUGUCUUUAUCGUCAGUAAUAGUUAGAAAAUAUUUUGGUUACUUGCUUUGAAAGUGUCCGAAUACGUAACGUUUAAUCUGAAGAGACGAGGACGCGCGGUGUCCGACGAGUAGGCACGAGAGCAACCGAACUUGGCCGGAUUAGGCCGAGCGAAGAAUGCGACGAAAGGGUGGCAACGAAAGGAAACGACGGGUUGUGCCUGAGAGAAGUGCAGCAGUGGCAGCUGUUUGAGGAUAAACGGUGAACGAAACGCAUCGUCCGAGAAACGUAUACUCGCACGGUUCGGUGCGUUCUAACGCGAACGACUACGACGAAAUUAAAUAUAAUACGUAUAAUAACGCGACGUAUUAAGCGGCAAGUUCGAUUAAUUUGUUCUUUAUCAUUGCAAGUGCGAAAUUGAUUAAUCAGAAAUUAUCUUUUUUCUUUCUUUUAUCGUGCGUGAUACUACCACCCACAAUUAGUAUAAAUGCGUACAUAACCUAAAGCACAUACCAUAUACAUAUUUAUAUAAUAUAUAACAUAUAUAUAUAUAUUGCAUUGCGUCGCGUGUGUCUUGUUGUGUUGUUACUGUUAUUGGUUGAUUAGAAGGAGAAAGAGGAAAAACCCAAGGUGAAAGUAAAAAUAGAGAGAAUAUAAAAAAGAAAGAAAAAGAAAAUGUGGCACUCAUCAUCAGAUAGGAAAGUUGAACAGACAAAACAUCGAGAUAAUGUUGCAGAUAAUAUCGCCGAGAAAAAUUGGAAGAAGGAAAUUGAGGAUUCGGAUCGCAUUGAUUCUGGAUUUCUUUCUAGUGGAAAUUUGCAGCUCAGCUCCGAGCUCGAACGCUCGGAGUUGGACGUUGGAAGAGAUUUUAGUGUCGUAACAUCGGAACCAAUGAGAGCCGACAGUGGCGUAGAUCUUGGCCUAAGCGAAAGCUUGAGCCAACUAACCCUUAAACAAGUUACUUUGAAUCCUUUGGCAAGUGGAAAAGUACAAGUCGAGCCUACCACUGAACUUGCACCUCUAAGCCCAGAUCAACAAAAUAUUAUUGAGCAACAUCAAGGAGACUAUGUAUCCCCAAUCAUUGACAAUAAUAUUGGAAUUUGUGAAAAUCGACGGAAAAGAUUAAUCGAGGAGCCUUGGCAGCUUUAUUACACGCAGGACAAUGAGGGAGACACGCAACUACAUAUCGCCAUUGUGCAAGGCUUUUUGGAGGCUGCCUUUAGUCUCAUAAGAAUGGCACCCCAUCCGUGUUUAUUGGAUAUUCUUAACGAUGACGGUCAAUCUCCAUUACAUUUGGCCGUUUUAACUCGCCAACCAAGAAUCGUUAGACGUCUUAUCCUGGCAGGUGCGGAUCCUUCCUUGAGGAAUUUACGGGGAAACACGGCACUUCAUCUUACAUGCGCAACUGGCGAUUUGAGUUGCGCCAAGGCUCUGACCGAUCCCUUGUCUCCUGUCGAAAGAAAUUAUUUCCUACCUGGCAACAAGAUUCCAGCACUGCCACAAAAUUUAGAACAGAGAAAUUAUGACGGAGAGAUGUGUCUGCAUAUAGCCGCUUCCGGUGGUCAGGUUGAGCUUGUCCGUUUGUUGCUAAGACUCGGAGCUGAUCUUGAGGCACGCGAAGCGCUCUCAGGCAAAACUGCCCUUCAUCUUGCUGUUGAAGGACGUCGUCGAUCGGUAAUAGCCUUCCUACUGCACGAAUGCAGGCCUUGUUUGAAUGCCCCGACAUACGCAGGCAUUACAGCUUAUCAAAUUGCACUUUGCUUGGAUGGACAACUUGCGAGGGAACUAGUCAGACUUGGAGCAACGCCACAACCUCUUCCUGAAUCCGAUUCCGAGGAAAGCGAUGACGAAGAUGACAAACCCGACGAUUAUCUACCGUUGAUUACAAGGCACCGACAACAAAAUAUUGUAGGCGUAGGAGUAUAAAAAAUAAAAAAAUAAGAAAUAACGUUAACACGGAGAAAGCGGAAGAAGCGAAUAGAAAAUGUCUAAUUAGAAUGGGAAAUUACGUUCAAUGAAAAUUUAUAGAUCUACAUGUUUUAACGCGUUCCGUUGCCGAAUUAGAUUUUCAAUGACUUUUAACGUUCGAGCCUCAUGAGUUAAGAUGAACCCACAAAUGAAUAGUCAAAAUUUCAAAUAGUCUGCACGAAAAGUUCACACGGUGAGGGGACGUAUUUGAUCCGUGUCCCAUGGAAUAUUAUAAUUCCUAACGAAAAAGUAUACGUAACUAUAUGUUUUUAUUAUAUUGGGGUUCCAUAGCAAAAAAAAAUAAUUGAACAUUCGACGAGAUAUGAAUCGAUAGUUCAUUAAAUGUGAUGAAUUUUUUACUUUUUUUUUAUAGUACAAAUAAAUUUAAAUAAACGAUCUGCUGCGUUUUUAUACGUGAACAAAUUCGAGAUCUUUUGUUUGUUUUUCUUUUAUGGAGGGAUACGUACUAAUUGAUUUUACGUAGUAGUAAUCAAUAUAUUCCUCGCGUUUUGUUAUCAUUAAUGGAACAAUUAAGAUAACUUCAUCGAAUCUUUAAAAGAGGAUCAACAACGUCAAAGACGUUACAUGUAUAACGAUAAAUACGAAAAGAUUUAUUCAAGAAGAGAAAUGAACGAUAUAUUAUAACGAAAAGAAAACGAAUAAAAUAUUCGACAACGAAUGAAGCAAUCAAGCAAGCAAACGAACGAAGAAAGAAAAUCUUUUACGUUUGAAAAACAAAUCUAUGAGAAAAAAUAGACUACUUUACACACGAUAACAAAUUAUUUUGCCCAAAUAGCUAUUGAAUUUUUGUAUUCACAUUUUAAAUAGGGCAGGAGACCUCAUCGUUUAAUAAAAAACAACUUUAAAUUGUUAUUUAAAGUUAAACCCGAUUAUUAGAACGAAAGUGUCCUUUCAUUUGUCUUAAAAAAAAUACGUGUUGUUCAUUUACAAGAUUAAUACCUCUUUUAUUUAAAAAAAUUCAUAAUAUCUAUCUAAAGUAAUUAAUUUAUAUAUAUUUAUUGUUUUAUUGUAACACGUAUUUUACAAGAGUAAGAGUUUUUGUUAAAAAAUAAUUUCAUUUUUGGUUUGAAUAAUUCUGUGCCGAAUUGUUUCAUCAUUUAUUUGUUUAAAAAGUUAUAUUCAGUACCAAGUGUAAAGGAUAACACGGAAUAAAUAGUAAAUUAUCGUUAUUUAGGGUUGUUCGAUUUUUUAAGUGGAACUUCUUUUGGGAGGGUACCGAAACUUGUCAAGCGACACGAAAAGUUAAAGCUUUAAGGGAAGGGCGUUAUUUGAAUGAUAGGGGAGAAACAGAGAAAUAUCGAUCUGUCAAGACUUACGGAAAAUGGCAGGGGAAACUUAAGAAGUUUCAUUUCAAUUCGCCUGUAGGUUCCACGUGCUUUUAUUUUUUUAGUUUCUUUGAAUUUUUAAAAUGUCGAUGCACUUCCAUUUCUUUUUUUUUUUUUUUUUUUUUUUUUUAUUUGAUUUUUUUCGUAUAUCAAACGAUAAGUCCUUUUGUGACAUAGAAUAAUUACAACAAUUAUGGCAAAAACCAUUAAUAACGUUAUAAUAUUGGUUAAUGUGUGAGAUCAGACACAUCACAGAAUAUAUUUACGCUUAUGAAUCCUCGAAUUAUUGAGAACAUUCUUUGUAAAUCUUACGUAAUGUACAUAUAUAUACAAACAUACUAUCGUCAAAGUAAACAAAAUCGUAAGAUAAUUUCGAUUGUUUCUCGAAAUCUUUAUUUUCGUUAUGUUUUUUGCGUGAAUUUCUUUGUGUACCCGAACAUAUAGGAUUGGACUCGAUGUACAUUCAAAUGAAAUAAGAUUAAUCAAUUAUAUCUAUCAUCAUUAGAUAGAUUAGUGUACAUAAAUAUGUUUAAUGUGUUUUAGUAGAGCCCGUAAAAGAUUAAUAACAUUUAGGUGUGAUAUUUAUCAAAUUUCUUCGACUCCUAACGUGGCUCUAAUAAUGCCUUAGGAGAUGAAUUAUAUUUUCAUAUUUACAUUACUACACCAUUUAAUACACUAUCGGUCUUCUGUAAAUAUAUAACUCUACUUUCACUUCCCUUUUAAAAACGUUUAAUAGAUUAAUUAAUUAUUUAAUGAAUUAUUAUUAAUAAUAAGUGUAUGAAAGAACGAUGCGAAAGAUAUACAAAAGAGAGAGAGAGAGAAAGAAAGAAAGAAAUUGAUGAACGUUGCAGAUAUAUGAUAAUAUAAAACAGACUUAUUGUUAAACGUUCAUAAUUAUUUUUUAGUAAUAAAAGGCCCUACGAUGUGUAAAGGGGGCGUCUUAUAUA
Messenger RNA from Polistes canadensis, 4412 nucleotides. It is a transcript of the gene cact, whose product is annotated as NF-kappa-B inhibitor cactus. The record is from RefSeq and is a predicted model, not a curated record. Lineage: Eukaryota; Metazoa; Arthropoda; Insecta; Hymenoptera; Vespidae. Bases 827 to 2077 code for a protein of 416 amino acids. Gene Ontology annotation, molecular function: protein binding. The transcript has 3 exons.